Molecule: messenger RNA, 1428 nt
Organism: Rattus rattus (black rat)
Lineage: Eukaryota; Metazoa; Chordata; Mammalia; Rodentia; Muridae
Gene: Rccd1
Product: RCC1 domain containing 1
Exons: 7
Coding region: 136-1272 (378 amino acids)
Source: RefSeq, a predicted model, not a curated record
CGCAGCUGCAGCCCCUUGAAGGCGAGAUUCACCAGUGUUCCUGAGGUGUCCUGUUUGUGAGACUCUCCUUGGGUUGUAGCCUUAAUCUUGCACCCCAGCCAAGUGGCCGCCACCCACAGAGGCCUCAACCUGAACAUGGCCGAGAAACGGCAAGGAGCCUGGUUCGGCUUUGGUUUCUGUGGCUUUGGGCAAGCGCUGGGCUCUGGGAACGGCCAACAUGCAGUGCACAGUCCUGAACCACUGCAUGCUGCUGCUGAUGUUUGCCAAGUGAGCGCAAGCUGGAGCUACACUGCCCUGGUGACCCGCGGAGGCCGGGUGGAACUGUCAGGCUCUGUGAGCUGUGCAGCAGACGGCUGCAGGGAUGCGUGGGUGUCGGAGGGACUCCUGGUGGUGCAGCGCAACAAGAGUGGGUCCGGCACGGAACUGCAGGCCUGGGUACCAGGUUCCGCGCUACAGGGGGAGCCCCUCUGGGUCCAGAACUUAGCUUCUGGGGCAAAGGCCCAAGGGGAAGAUGAACCCGGCAGUGAGCCUAGGAUGGGGACCCUGCCGUUGCUGCCCUGCGCCCGUGCCUAUGUGACCCCACAGCCACCCUUCUGCCAGCCUCUGGCCCCAGAGCUGCGGGCGCGGCAGUUGCAGCUGGGUGCGGAGCACGCCCUGCUGCUGUGCGAAGCUGGCCAGGUGUUCUCCUGGGGCGGGGGCAGGCAUGGACAGCUGGGUCACGGGUCGCUGGAGGCAGAACUGGAGCCAAGGCUGUUGGAGGCACUGCAAGGCCUACGGAUGGCUGAGGUGGCCGCAGGUGGCUGGCACUCUGUGUGUGUGAGUGAAACUGGGGAUAUUUAUAUCUGGGGCUGGAAUGAGUCAGGGCAGCUGGCCUUGCCCACAAGGAGCGGGACAGAGAAGAAAACAGUGAGAGAGGAAGCCACAGAAUUGAAUGACGAUGGUCUCAGAGGAGAGAAAGCAGCUGUGGCUGAUGUUGGAGCUCCUGCCCACUUCAUAGCCAUCCAGCCCUUCCCAGCUCUCCUGGAUCUUCCCCUGGGCUCAGAUGCAGUCAAGGCCAGCUGUGGAUCCAGACACACAGCUGUGGUGACACGAACAGGAGAACUCUAUACCUGGGGCUGGGGUAAAUAUGGACAGCUUGGCCACAAGGACAGCACCAGCUCGGACCGGCCCUGCCGUGUGGAAUACUUUGCAGAAAGACAACUUGAAGUAAGGGCUGUUACAUGUGGACCUUGGAAUACCUAUGUCUAUGCAAUGGAGAGAGAGAAAAUCUGAACUAUAUCUCAGGUGGAUCCCCAGGCUGCUUAUGUACCUGGGUGAGAAUGAACUCUUGCUUCAACAUGCUGUCCUGGGUGCAUGGAAACAAGGCCACAGCGAUCUCUCCGCCUCCUCAGUGCUGGGAUUAAAGGUGCAUGCAGACUUAAGAAUGUG